AUGAAUGUACUCAAAAGCUAUGAAGUAGCCUCAGGGCAACUGAUCAACCUGGAAAAGUCGGCAGUCUUUUUUAGUAGGAACAUGUCCAGUAAGCAAAAGGAAGAGAUUUGCCAGGCAAUGGGAGGAAUGGCUGAAGCAAAGCAAGGGAAAUAUCUGGGUCUUCCAAUGGUGAUUUCAAGAACUAAGGAUCAGAUUUUUGGUUUUAUAAAAGAAAAUAUAAAACGGAGGUUACAAGACUGGAAAAACAAGUUCCUUAACACAGCAGGGAAAGAGGUUAUGUUGAAGGCAGUUUCAAUGGCCACGCCAACGUAUGCCAUGUCUUGCUUUAAGUUACCAAGGAAACUUUGCAAAGAUAUUAGUGCACUGAUGGCCAACUUUUGGUAG
Messenger RNA from Coffea eugenioides, 384 nucleotides. RefSeq lists its product as uncharacterized. The record is from RefSeq and is a predicted model, not a curated record. The transcript has a single exon. NCBI's taxonomy places the organism in Eukaryota, Viridiplantae, Streptophyta, Magnoliopsida, Gentianales, Rubiaceae. The coding region runs from base 1 to 384 and encodes 127 amino acids.